Messenger RNA from Monodelphis domestica (gray short-tailed opossum), 1761 nucleotides. RefSeq names its product growth associated protein 43 (gene GAP43). Gene Ontology annotation, cellular component: plasma membrane; postsynaptic density; cytoplasm. Gene Ontology annotation, biological process: regulation of growth; axon regeneration; tissue regeneration. Gene Ontology annotation, molecular function: phosphatidylserine binding; lysophosphatidic acid binding; calmodulin binding. NCBI's taxonomy places the organism in Eukaryota, Metazoa, Chordata, Mammalia, Didelphimorphia, Didelphidae. The record is from RefSeq and is a predicted model, not a curated record.
AGUCAUUGAGAGCUAGUGAACAAUUCUGGGAAAGAUACUGAGGGAGAGAGAGGAAGAAAGAGGCAGAGAGAGAAGGGAAGGGAAGGAGAGAGAAAGGGAGGGGGCAAAAGAGGAAGGGGAGAGAGGGAGAGGGAGGAGGAGAGGGAGGGAUAGAUAGAGAGGGUUAGGAAGGGAGGGAGGGAGAGAGAGAGAGAGAGAGAGAGAGAGAGAGAGAGAGAGAGAGAGAGAGAGAGAGAGAGAGAGAGAGAGAGAGAGAGACACAGUGUGUGCCUAUGUGAUGAGCAAUAGCUGAGGACCUUACAGUUGCUGCUAACUGCCCUGGUGUGUGUGUGUGAGAGAGAGAGGAAGCAGAAAAGAGGUGGAGAGGGGGGAAAAUAAGAAAGAGAGAGGAGGAAAGGAAGGAAGGAAGAAGAGGGGAAGGGACAAUACAAUCAUGCUGUGCUGUAUGAGAAGAACAAAACAGGUUGAAAAAAAUGAUGAUGCUGACCAAAAGAUUGAACAAGAUGGCAUCAAACCAGAAGAUAAAGCUCAUAAGGCAGCCACCAAAAUUCAGGCCAGCUUUCGUGGACACAUAACAAGGAAAAAGCUCAAGGGGGAAAAGAAAGGGGAUGCCCGAGCUGCUGAGGCUGAUGCGAAUGAGAAGAAAGAUGAAGCUGCUGCUACCGCUGAUGCAGUGGAGAAAAAAGAGAGUGAAGCCCCUGCAGCUACAGAAGCUGCCCCAGUUGAUGGUCCUAAAGCAGAAGAGGCCAGCAAAGCUGGGGAGAGUACUUCAGAGGAGAAGGAGGCUGGUGCCCCGGCUGCUGCUUCAGAGCAGCCAGCCCCCAAGGCCACUGCCCCAUCAGAGGAGAAGCCGGUCUCCCCUGAAACAGAAAGUGCCACUAAAGCUUCCACUGACAACUCUCCGUCCUCCAAGGCUGAAGAUGCCCCUGCCAAGGAGGAGCCUAAACAAGCCGAUGUGCCUGCUGCUGUUCCCACUGCUGCUGCCACCACCCCUGCUGCAGAGGAUGCUGCUGUCAAGGCAACCGCCCCGCCUCCAACGGAGACAGCGGAAAGCAGCAAAGCUGAAGAGAAGACAGAAGCUGUAGAAGAAACCAAACCCAUGGAAAGUGCCCAGCAGGAAGAGGAGAAAGGAGAUGAGAGCAAGGCGGACCAAGAACAUGCCUGAACCUUAAAGAAAUGACUCCCUGCCUCCCUUUCCUCCCUCCUCCUGACCCAUGUCUCUCUGCACCUAAUUCCCUACCUUACUCCUGAGUCCCCCUUCCUAUCCUGCUCACAUCUGUGGGCCUGUCUACUCCCCCUACCCCCAACAACCCUCUUUCUCUCUGUGUGGCAAACAUUUAAAAAAAAAAAAGCAGGAAAGAUCCCAAGUCAAACAGUGUGGCUUAAACAUUUCUUUGUUUCUUGGUGUUGUUAUGGCGAGUUUUUUGGUAAUGAUGAUCCAAUCAUUUGGGAAAUUCUUGCACUGUAUCCAAGUUUUUUGAUCUGGUGCGUGUGGCCCUCUGGGAGUCCACACUCCCUCUCUCUCUGUUCAAAGUGUGUGUGCAAUGUUCCGUUCAUCUGAGGAGUUCAAACUAUCGAGUGAAUUCAAAAACGUUUUUCUUUUCCUCCUUUUCAAUGUGAUGGAAUGAACUAAAAAGGAAAAAAAUUAAAAACCCAGAUUGUUUAAAAAAAAAAUAAAGCAAAUGUGCCAAUUAGCGUAACUUGCGGCUCCAAGGCUCCUUUUUCAAUCUGAAUAUUAAUAAAUGAUGAGAGUAAUCAUAA